This is a messenger RNA of Bubalus bubalis (water buffalo), 1879 nucleotides long. RefSeq names its product plasminogen activator inhibitor 2. The transcript has 8 exons. The coding region runs from base 362 to 1624 and encodes 420 amino acids. Gene Ontology annotation, biological process: negative regulation of endopeptidase activity. The record is from RefSeq and is a predicted model, not a curated record. Gene Ontology annotation, molecular function: serine-type endopeptidase inhibitor activity. NCBI's taxonomy places the organism in Eukaryota, Metazoa, Chordata, Mammalia, Artiodactyla, Bovidae.
GUCUCAGGAUGUAACCUAUAGAAUAAAGAUCAGAAUAUGUACCUCACAUUGAUCCUGUGAAUAUUAUAAAUUAAAGGAGACAAGAAGGCAUGAAAGAGUUUUGGGGACAUGUUUUAUUUACUUUACUAUUUUGUCUUGAUAAAAUACAAUUGGGUGGUAUCUCACAUGAGAAAUUUUGAUACAAAUGGCAAUCACUUUCUUCACGAGAAAUGUUUGCGAACCGAGUGUUCACAUGACAGCCAUGGACUAGGGAGACGUGAGCCUGGGAGGCCCCGCUGAGGGAGCCCAAGGCUGAAGAGAGCCUCCUCGAGGGCCUUCCCCAGCGGCUCCCCAGCCACCGUCCCCAGAAGGUUCCUGUGGAAUGAUUGAGACAAUGGAAGAACUUUAUGUGGCAAAUACAAUCUUUGCCCUCAAUUUCUUCAAGCAUCUGGCAAAUACAAGCGCUGACACCCAGAAUCUCUUCUUCUGUCCCUGGAGCAUCUCCUCCACCAUGGCCAUGGUCUACCUGGGCGCCCGGGGCAAUACUGCAGACCAGAUAGCCCAAGUGCUUCAGUUUAACCAAGUUGGAGUCCACAGAGGCACCCCAGUGACCCCACGGAGCCUCAGCAGUUAUAAUUUCUCACAGCAGAUCCAGAGGGGCACCUAUCCUGAUGCUAUUUUGCAGGCACAAGCUGCGGGGGUAAUCCAUUCAUCCUUCCAUUCUCUCAGCAAUGCUAUCAACGUGUCCAUGGGGGAGUAUUUAUUGGAAAGUGCCAAUAAACUGUUUGGAGAGAAAUCUGCAAGAUUCAAGGAAGAAUACAUGCAACUCUCCAAGAAAUAUUACUCUACAGAACCUCAGGCAGUCGACUUCCUAGAAUGUGCAGAAGAUGCCAGAAAAAAGAUUAAUUCCUGGGUCAAGACUCAAACCAAAGGCAAAAUCCCAAACUUGUUACCUGAAGGUUCUGUUGAUGCAGACACCAAGAUGGUCCUGGUGAAUGCUAUCUACUUCAAAGGAAAAUGGAAGACUCCAUUUCAGAAGAAACUAAAGGGGCUUUAUCCUUUCCGUGUGAACUCGACUCAGCACAAAUCAGUAGAGAUGAUGUUCCUGCAUGAAAAGCUAAACAUUGGAUACAUAGCAGACCUGAAGGUCCAGAUUCUAGAACUCCCAUAUGCUGGAGAGGUCAGUAUGUUCCUGCUGCUUCCAGAUGGAAUUGCUGAAUCCUCUACAGGCUUGGAGUUGCUGGAGAGUGAAAUCACCCAUGACAAACUCAGCAAGUGGCUCAGCGGGGACACCAUGGGUGAGGAUGACGUGGAGGUGUACAUCCCCAAGUUCAAACUGGAAGAGCGUUAUGGACUCAAGACCAUUCUCACGGGCAUGGGCAUGGGCGAUGCCUUCAGCCAAGGCCGAGCCAAUUUCUCAGGCAUGUCAGAAAAGAAUGACCUGUUUCUGUCUGAAGUGUUUCAUCAAGCUUCUGUGGAUGUGAAUGAGGAGGGCACUGAGGCUGCUGCCGGCACUGGGGCCAUUGUAACAGGGAGAACAGGCCACGGAGGCCCGCAGUUCGUGGCAGACCAUCCUUUCCUCUUCCUUAUUGUGCACAAGAUAACCAAGAGCAUUCUCUUCUGGGGUAGAUUUGCAUCACCCUAAAUUGAAAGUUUCCGUUUCUGCACAGGAAUUUAUAAUAUGGGGUAUAAACCUCAGGAUUUCUGCAAGUGCCAAAUCUUUAGAGACCUCUGCAUGUUUCUGCUUUUCUGAACUUCUAUUACACACUAACUAGAAACACAGACAUAGCGUGACAUCUGUCAAUCUUAACAUUACCCGCCCCCCCGCCAUUAAUCAUUUGGCCUCCUAAAAUGGGAUGAUAUCUCAUUAAGCUCUUUCUUACUCUCAGUUUAUUUUAUA